AUGCGUUUCUCAGAUCCCAGCUCGGCCAAGCUCCUCCUGGCUUUUACCCUCCUACCCUCCACCCUAGCCAUCAUCACGGGGGUAACGGCGCCCAGCACCGUCUACGCCUACAACCCGUUCAACGUCACGCUGACGACCUCCAACUACAUCCAGUCAGUCUACGACGUCGCCGUCGCCUUCGGCGUGGCCAACGCUCCGGGCUUCCCCGGGUCGCUGGGCAGCGUCGUCGCGACGGCCUAUCUGGGGCCCACCAAGUCGAACGUAUUGACGCCCAUCAGCUUCAGCGUCACGCUGCCCUCGGGGACGGGGAACGGGCCUCGCGUCCUCAGUGCAGAGGUCUUUAGUUUGUUCGGCGCGGCUUAUUCGGGGGUGGUUACGACUUUCAAUACGACGAUUAACGUGGCUGGGUUUUGA
Messenger RNA from Drepanopeziza brunnea f. sp. 'multigermtubi' MB_m1, 414 nucleotides. RefSeq lists its product as uncharacterized. Lineage: Eukaryota; Fungi; Ascomycota; Leotiomycetes; Helotiales; Drepanopezizaceae. The record is from RefSeq and is a predicted model, not a curated record.